Molecule: messenger RNA, 1565 nt
Organism: Lathyrus oleraceus (garden pea)
Lineage: Eukaryota; Viridiplantae; Streptophyta; Magnoliopsida; Fabales; Fabaceae
Exons: 1
Coding region: 183-1301 (372 amino acids)
Source: RefSeq, a predicted model, not a curated record
CACGUAUGCAUCCUACAUUUCCAAGUGUCCUUUUCCCCUUCUUUCUUCCUUCAUGUUGCCUCUCUCUCAUAGGUCACUCUUCAUCAACACUAUACUCUCUCUUCCAAUCUUCCUCCUCUUUAUAACAACCUUCACUACCUAAAAUCAUCCCAUCCAACAUCCAACAACAUUUUAAGGUAACCAUGAUCAAAACAUUAACUCCUUACCCAAAUCCAGCUAAAACAGCUGAGAUCAUGUCCAGGUAUAGACCCAUAGCACCAAAGCCUGAGACAUGUUCGAGUAACAAUUCAAUCAGUGAUGGAUCUUCUUCAUCUAACUCACUUUCUCAUAAACUCAAACAAUCUCCUUAUCUUAGGAAUCUCUGGCCACAGUUACAAGCAAGACCCACAAGGACAAGAAAACGAGGUAGAGCUCCUAUUUCACUACCUUCUUCUUUGAAGAGACAAAAAACACAUGUCUUAGGUUUUUGUCAACCUUUGCAUGUAACAUCUCCAAUAAAAAACCUUUCUUUACAAGCUGCUACUUUUGUUCCUCCAUCUUCACUUCCUCAACUUUCUCUUCCAAAUCAUGGAAUUGGAGUUCUCAAUUCCAAUCAUUUGGACAAAAAUCUUAAUUUGGUCACACUACCUCUUCUUCCUUGUUCUCCUAAUUCACCACCUCAUCAUAAUAAUGCAUCAAAAUUUGAAUUAGAGGUGAUAGAUUUGAACAAAACCAAAGGUGAAAUUCCAAAAGAGAUAGACCUCUUGCAACAGCUCCAAAAACCAGCUUCUACCUCCUCCAACAAUGUCAUCAAUGUUAUCGCGCCGCAACCGAUUCGACCUAUAGGUUCAUGCAUUAGUGUUGGUUGCAUUAAUGAAGUUUCAACUACUAUACCAUGUUUGACUCAACAAACACCUAAGAAAUCAGAGGAAUUGGAACAAGAGAUUGAGUCAGACGUAUUGCCAGCUGUGAUAUCAGACUCAAACAACAGGGUUAGGAUGGUGAAUUCGGCUUACAAAGAAAUGGUGGGUCAACCAGAAUGUGCAUGGCUAGAAGUUCAAUGUGGUUCAUCAUCCUCAUGCAAGAGGAUUAGUGGUGAGGUAACAUUGCAAAUUUGUGAUUCUUCAAUUAUACCAAUUUCUUCAAAUGGGUUUUCUUGUUGGGCGAGGAUUGAAUGGGAAAAUAAUGGAAAGAAGAAAAAUUGUGUGAAUGCUUUUUGUGAUGUUGUGAAGUUAUGUUGUGAUCAAUCAAGGGACUAUGCUUUCACGUGGAGGUUUCAUACUCGUUCUAGGGAAGCUUCUCAAUCCAGUUGUAAUGCUUGAAAAUUGAAACUUUGCACAUAGUUUCUUUGGAGUGUAAUCUAUGGCAUGAGUAAUUAAUGUCUUGUUUGUUAGCUAGCUCUAGAUAUACUAUAGAUGUGUAUAUAGUAAUAGUAUAUAGUACAUAGCUUUUUUAAUUAAGUUUCUUUCUUUUACUUUCAUGUGUACAACAAGACCUUGUGCAAUAAUUGCAAUAAUUAUGUAUAUGUAUGAAGGUGAAGCUAUUUAGCUACUACAUAAUUAGUUAAAAUUUCUUACUUUAUUCAA